GAAGGAAUGGGGCUAUCAACAAUUUAAAAAGAAAACAGGAAACCCCUGCAAAGGGAGAGAAAGAAAGAGAGAAAGAGACAGAGAGAGAAAUAAUUCCCAGUUGAAUGGGUACAGACAGGAUUUAUCUUCCCGCAAUCGCAACGUGCGAUCAUGCUAGUGAGUGGGGAUUUCCUUGCGCUGGGCGAAGAGUGGACAAUGUUGCAAAAAGUUUGUUGCCUGCAGUGUGUUCUCACCUAUGGAGCAUGCGCGCUGCCCUCGGCCGCACUCCACAACUGACAACAAUUUAGUUGGGAAGAAGCGAAGAUCAGUAGGACAGGCAAGUCUACAGAAUACAAUGGAACAAAGUUUAAGAGAAGAAAAUGUGAAUACUGCAGCAGGACAAGAUUUUGACCUGCUUAGUGCUAUGGAAUGGAAGGAUGGAAUUGCUACACUGCCAGGCAGCAACUUAAAGUUCCGAAUCACUGAGUUCAACACCCUGGAAAUCAUCACAAAUGCAGAGAUGGAAGAUGGGAAAGACACCAGCUUGAGAAGUGGGAGCAGGGUCCUAGAUUCAAAAGCUUCACAAAAUACAGAGGAAGUGCCCAGCAUGGAUGGAAUCUAUUGCUGCGGGAACUGUGGACACUACGGCACUAUUGAGCACUUCAGCCACGGGGGUAAAUUCUGCAGUGAGGCCUGUGCACAGCAUUACAAAGAAAGCACUAAUAAGCCUACUCAUGUAGAUGUGGCAAAUGGCAAUGGCUCCAUCAUGAAACGUCUCAGGAAGAAACGAAAGCUGCUACUAGACUGGGCAGAUGAAGAUUUUCAGGCAGAUGAAGAUGAGGAAGCACUGGAAGAAUUCAAGGUGAAGACCAAAAUAGCUCAGGAACCCCAUCUCCGAGGCCGGAGAGGCCCCAAACUAUUAAAACAAGCCCUGGCUGUUCCUGGCAAGAAGAAAACCUGGAACUGGGCUUCUUACCUGGAAGAAGAGAAAAUGCAAGCUGCACCGCUCAAGCUCUUCAAAGAGUACCAGUUGUUUCCACAGAGUCGCAAUGGAUUUAAAUUAGGCAUGAGGCUUGAGGGCAUCGACCCAGAACAUCCAUCAAUCUUUUGUGUUCUUAGUGUUGCUGAGGUGCAGGGAUACAGGAUCAGGUUACAUUUUGAUGGCUACUCUGAAUGCUAUGAUUUCUGGAUAAAUGCAGACUCCCCUGAUAUCCAUCCUUUCGGUUGGUGUGAGAAAACAGGCCAUAAACUACAUCUUCCAAAAGGCUACAAAGACAGUAUCUCAUACCUAAAGUCUUGUAAAGCUCAAGCAGCUCCCAAAAAUCUCUUCAGGUCAUUGAAUACGUCUAUUACCCCUUCUGGUUUCCGAGUGGGGAUGAAGUUAGAAGCAGUCGAUAAGAAGAACCCCUCCCUUACAUGUGUGGCUACUAUUGCUGAUAUGGUGGAUAACCGCCUGCUAAUUCACUUUGACAACUGGGAUGACAGCUAUGACUAUUGGUGUGAUGCUAGCAGUCCAUAUAUUCGUCCAGUUGGAUCAUGUCAGGCAUCUGGAUUGCCUCUUACAACACCACCUGAGUAUAAAGAUACCAAAGAUUUUUCCUGGGAGGAGUACUUGGAGGGCUCUGGUGCACAGGCAGCUCCAGCACGGGCUUUUAAACAGCGCCCACCCCAUGGCUUUCAUUUGAACAUGAAACUGGAGACUGUAGAUAAGAGAAAUCCCAUGCUGAUAAGAGUGGCAACUAUUGUAGAUACUGAAGAUCAUAGAAUAAAGAUCCAUUUUGAUGGCUGGAGUCAUGACUAUGACUAUUGGAUAGAUGCAGAUAGCCCAGAUAUCCAUCCUGCUGGCUGGUGUGCUAAAACUGGACAUUCACUGCAGAUACCUCUUAGCCCUGCUGACUUGGCACUAAGUCCAGGACAAGGAGGAUGCCCAACACCUGGUUGUAAAGGAAUAGGGCACAUCAAAGGAGCAAGAUAUGCUGCACACUACACAUUAGUCAGUUGUCCGUAUUCUGAAAUUAACCUCAACAAAGAUACGGUUUUACCAGACCGUUUAAGUGGAGAGAGGCAGUCACCUGUCUCGGCUGUUCAGAAGCUAAAGAAAAUGGGAACACAGGCAAUCUCAACAGCAUCAGAAGACACCUCCAUGCUUAAAAAAACUCUUUCACAGAAUGGUGCUGGGAACCAAAUCAAAACAGACUACCUGACGGGACAUUGCGUCAUGGAAAAUGGGCAGGCCAAAGGAGUUGGCGAAGAAUGCUGUGAAGAAUUGCCAGUCAAAAAGCCCCAAGUCUCAGUUGAUGGCAAGAUAAAACAGAGAAAAGUUGGACGUCCACCAAAGUAUUUAAAACUCCAGUUUGUGAAGCAAGAAGAAGAAACGUUGGGCAGACUAAAAGAAACGGCAGAGAGCGACUACAAUCUGCAGCAAGCUCUUCACCAGUCUGUAUUUAUGUCCUCGGUCUCUUCACAUCCUAUGCAACGUUUGUAUCUUUGCUGGGAACAGCACAGCAAGUUACUGCCUGAGGUGGCAGGUCACACUGCAAAGAAAGUGGCAAAGUGGUCUAUAGAAGAGGUGGCCAAUUUUGUACAAAGUUUACCAGGAUGUAAGGAACAAGCCAUUAUUUUCAGGGAAGAGCAAAUAGAUGGAGAAGCCUUUUUGCUACUGACUCAGACGGACAUUGUUAAAAUUAUGAGCAUCAAACUGGGACCAGCGCUGAAGAUUUACAACUCCAUCCUCAUGUUUAAAAAUGCAGAAGAAAAUGAGUUGGAAGUCUGCUAAAGGACUGUAAAGAAUGUUUGUUUUUUUUUAAGCACAAGGACCUGCAGACCGGAAUGAAAUCCAGCUUGAGAUGAUUUUUCUUCUCUCUGACUUUCUGACUCAUUUAACAUUUAUUAAUGAACUAAAGUCUGUGGUGCCAACGCCAGUGGGUGAAGCCCACAGCCUUUGAAGACAGACAAGCGUUUUUUUUUUGUUGGAAGAACAAAUGUCUCCCUGUAUUAUAUUAUUGUAAGUGAUAUUGUUCUAGGUAUCCAGAAUUUUAAGAGAACACUUGAACCUCGUUUAGGGAAACCGACUGAAAAAGGUUAUCAUCCUUGGAGCCUUGAUCGUUGUGUCACAUGAUGUCCAUUUCCUGUGUCUUCCACCCAAGCCUAUCUGAAAACUUAGUCUCCAUCUUGUUACCUUUAUUUCUUCAUGCAAAUUGUUUUUUGGUCUCAAGUGCUUCUUUUAGUACGUGUGAAAAAGAAUGAGAAGCAAAGAGAUGUGGCAGAGGCUAGGAAGAUUUAAAAAAAAAAGAGACCAUUGUCCUAGCACCAUUGGGUAAAAUCUGUUCAACACAGUUGGACUUGUUUUUUUCUUGAGACGACAGGAUGAACUGUACAAUUACGAUGAGCGCAUGAACUGAAUCUCAAUAUGUGUUUGCAGUCAUAAUCUGAAGGAAUGAGGUGUGCCACCCUCUAUUCCUUUCACUUCUGGUAUAAACUGUGAUCUUGUCUGAUUAUUUGUGUAAUGAGUUGCAGGGAAUGUUGAAGUGGAAUAGCUGAGCUGCUGUUGUUGGACAGUCGUGAACUAAUCGUACACUGCUUAAUGUAUAAUUCUCAGUGGAUUUUUAAAUGUGAAGGUUUCAUUGAGAGCUGUGGCUGCCAGAGACAUCCAUUUGUUUCUCAUGUACGCACAUUACAUUGAAAUGUUUAUAAUAGAUUAAACUGUGUAAAGUAAAAA
Molecule: messenger RNA, 3697 nt
Organism: Carcharodon carcharias (great white shark)
Lineage: Eukaryota; Metazoa; Chordata; Chondrichthyes; Lamniformes; Lamnidae
Gene: l3mbtl1b
Product: L3MBTL histone methyl-lysine binding protein 1b
Exons: 23
Coding region: 236-2755 (839 amino acids)
Biological process (GO): regulation of DNA-templated transcription
Cellular component (GO): nucleus
Molecular function (GO): protein binding; zinc ion binding
Source: RefSeq, a predicted model, not a curated record